CGGAGAGCAGAGUGUGUUGGAUAGAGAGGCUGACGAGCACCAUUGGAAAUUUGGCAGGGUGACAAAGGAUUGCCAAGCAGUUCACAUUGCAACAUUUCUUGCAGGUUAGUAAAGUUAAUACCUGAUAACAGUAUUUGAAAGAGGAUAAAGAGAUGCCGCAUGUGCUGAGGAAACAAUGUUUAAUCUGUGUUACUGGUAUUUAUGGUUGCCGCUGGAAACAAGAUGGAUUGCAUCACAACAAAAAGAUAGAGUCUACCUGGAAUAUUGUCCUGUCUUGCUGCUUUGUCAUCAGUAUUUUCUGGUUUUACUGCUGGUGGGCGUUGCUUAAUGACUACAGCAAUUUAAAUGAGUAUUUAUUUGGAAAAAUACAUCGAUGGUUAGAUUGGUCUGUAAUUCUUCUGGUAUUGGCAGCGACCAUCUUUAGCUAUUGCUGUCUGCUCGUGAUACUUGCACUGUGUCACCGUGCUUUGGGUAUACCACUUUAUUUACACUGGAUGAACAAGGUUGCCGUGUUUAUUUCUGCCUUGCUUAUCUUAAUGUUGAUGGUUGUCAUGAGAAUAAUGUGGAAGGAAGAAUGGGACACAAUACACAUGUCUAUUCAAGUAACAGCUCCUUUCAUUCACUUUGGUGCUGUUGCUGCUCUUACCAUUGUGACUUGGCUGAUGGCCAAACACUUUUUCCAAUGUAAAAAACGCGUUUUCCAGAUUGUCUUGUUCAUAUUUUAUCUUGGAUUGGUGAUACUUCUUUAUUUAACUCCUCUUGCAAUCUCCUCUCCUUGUAUUAUUGAAAAGUCAAAAUUGGCACAGAAACCAGAUCUGAUAGGGCACCGAGGAGCACCUAUGUUGGCACCGGAGAACACCCUGAUGUCUUUCAAAGAGACUGUAGAAUGUGAAGCAUCUGCAUUUGAAACUGAUGUAAAGGUUAGCUUGGAUGGAGUUCCAUUUCUAAUGCAUGACAGAACAUUUGAAAGGACAACGGAUAUAAUGGAUAUUUUCCCCAAGCGAGUUCACAAUGAUGCCUCAAGUUUUACAUGGGCAGAGAUUCAGCGGCUCAAUGCUGGAAAAUGGUUUCGGGAGAAAGAUCCUUACAGCACAGCACAGUCAUUACCAAAGAAAUCUCAAGAAGAAGCUUGCAAACAGCACGUUUGUUCACUGGCUGAACUACUGAAACUUGCAGAGGACAAUAAAAAAUUUAUAAUGUUUGACUUGCGAACUCCAACUGACAAAUCUCAUCGACACUACAAUGAUUCACAUAAAGUUGUUGUGGAAACCAUCAUGAAUUCUUCCAUUGACCACAAUCUGAUCCUUUGGCUGCCCAACAAUAAGAAUAGCACCCCUCCUGGUUUCCAGCAGGUUCUGGGAGAUAAACUUGACCCAGAAAUACUGCGAAGGAAGAAAAUUUACAAAAUCAAUAUUCGUUAUAGCAACAUCAGUGAGGCAGAGAUCAGGAACUAUGCAGCAAAAAAUAUCAGCACAAAUGUUUAUGUUGUCAAUGAACCCUGGGUGUUUUCCACACUAUGGUGUGCCAAGGUAAAUUCUGUCACAACCAACGCAUGUCAUAUCUUCAAGAAGAUGGAAGUACCUAUUUGGCACAUGAACCCUGAAGACUAUUUAAUCAUAUGGAUAACUGUAGAUUCUGUGUCUUUCCUGUUGAUUCUUUUAAUAUGCUUCAUUCACUGGUCAAGACACAGACGUGCCAGAGAUGUUAACAUGCACAGAAACACUGAAGAGACUAUACUAUAAUUAAGCUUUGAGACCUCUGUUACUCUAUACUUGCCAUAACCUUUAAUGGCUCAGUAUCACAGGAAUUGUAUGCAAAGUAAAGG
Hypanus sabinus (Atlantic stingray) is the source of this 1825-nucleotide messenger RNA. RefSeq names its product glycerophosphodiester phosphodiesterase domain containing 2 (gene gdpd2). The record is from RefSeq and is a predicted model, not a curated record. Gene Ontology annotation, molecular function: glycerophosphodiester phosphodiesterase activity. Gene Ontology annotation, biological process: lipid metabolic process. NCBI's taxonomy places the organism in Eukaryota, Metazoa, Chordata, Chondrichthyes, Myliobatiformes, Dasyatidae. The transcript is spliced from 16 exons. Bases 153 to 1742 code for a protein of 529 amino acids. Gene Ontology annotation, cellular component: membrane.